Amoebophrya sp. A25 is the source of this 376-nucleotide messenger RNA. Lineage: Eukaryota; Dinophyceae; Syndiniales; Amoebophryaceae. The record is from the annotation of a GenBank genome assembly.
GGCUGGCACCGAAAAAACUGUUGGUUGUCAGGGGUGGAGCUUCUGGGAGUGUUCAACAUGGGCCUAGCAUGGCGACAUUGACUUAUGGUGCUGGCCAGGCGUCAUCAAGCUCAUCAGGGCUACAGCAAACUACAUGUACAGCAUUCGCGAGUUCGAGCAAAAAGCGACAGCGCGAUGAUGUGGACGACCUGGAAACGGUGCCAGCAAACAGCGCUUUGCUGGCAAAAGUGUUUGGUGGUGAAAAAGCCACUACCGGAAGUGCGAAGAAACGAAGUAAAGCUAGUACUUCGGCACAGAAGGCUUCCUCUCUUUCCCUGAAAAAGCUUCAGUCUCUGUUUGCUGCAAAGGAAGCGGAGUUUGAUAAAGAAGAACAGUC